UUUCCCAAAAUUUAAACAAUUUCUGGUAACUUGCAAGAUGAAGUUUAGUAUUAAUCUGGUUGCAGGCCUGAUUGGCAUUUGGUUUCAUACAACCUUUUCAGCAAAAAUUUUGUACGAGAUUCAAACAAUGGACACUUGCAAGGAACCCGAGUACGCUCAAAUUGACAAUAUUGUGAAGAAGUUUCAUUUAUCAAGAUACAAUCGAACAGUCAAAAUGUUGGAGUCUCAAAUUAGCUCAAAAGUACCACUGGACGAAAAUAUAGAGGGAACAAUUUUGUCGGCUAAAUGGAUGAAUGGAAAAUGGCUGAGUAUUCCUUUCAUUCCAUACGUACCAGACAUAUGUAGUGUCAUACAGCAACAUUAUCCUGAACAAGUAAAGUACAUGUUCACUGGCUUUGGGAUUGAGCAUCCUGACAGAUGUCCAUUUCCUGCUUUUUCAGCAAAAAUUUUGUAUGAGCUUCAAUCAUUGGACAUUUGCAAGGAUCCCGAAUACGCUCAUAUUGACAAUUUCGUGAAGAAGCUUAGAUUGUCAAGAUACAAUCGAACAGUCAAAAUGUUGGAAUUUCAAAUUAACUCAAAAGUACCACUGGACAAAAAUAUCGAGGGAACAGUGUCGACAGCCAAAUGGACUAACGGAAAAUGGCUGAGUAUUCCUUUCAUUCCAUACGUACCAGACAUAUGUAGUAUCGCAUUAAAAUAUUAUCCUGACCAAAUAUCGUACAUGUUCGCAGGUUUUGGAAUAGAGCAUCCUGAUAGAUGUCCAUUUCCUGCUGGUAACUAUACACUUGACAACUAUCCGAUGGUUACAAAAUAUGAAGUCAACAGUUUAGUACCAAUGAAUGGAAGAUUCAUGUUUAAAGCAAUUUUCAGAAAAGUAGCAACCAAAGAAGUAAUUGGUUGUAUUGAAGGUGUUGACCUGCAAACGGUGCAAUAGUAUAAAAUUUAUUUAGGUAGAUAUAGUAAACGUUUGUUUUUUGGCAAUUAUAAUAGCCACUAACUUCACCAUUGUGAGUUAAUUAAAAGUUUUAAUAAAUUAUUUUUUUAUU
Molecule: messenger RNA, 1046 nt
Organism: Diabrotica virgifera virgifera (western corn rootworm)
Lineage: Eukaryota; Metazoa; Arthropoda; Insecta; Coleoptera; Chrysomelidae
Exons: 6
Coding region: 38-934 (298 amino acids)
Source: RefSeq, a predicted model, not a curated record